Molecule: messenger RNA, 1632 nt
Organism: Prunus armeniaca (apricot)
Lineage: Eukaryota; Viridiplantae; Streptophyta; Magnoliopsida; Rosales; Rosaceae
Source: the annotation of a GenBank genome assembly
AUGGCUAAGGCUUUAGUUUUCUCGCUUUGCUUGCUUCUGGUUUUCAAUGGCUGCUUAGCGGCACGCCAGUCCCAGUUGAGUCCGCAGAACCAGUGCCAGCUCAACCAGCUCCAAGCCCGCGAACCCGACAACCGCAUCCAGGCGGAGGCGGGUCAGAUCGAGACCUGGAACUUCAACCAGGAGGACUUCCAGUGUGCCGGGGUCGCCGCCUCUCGAAUCACCAUUCAGCGCAACGGCCUACACUUGCCCUCCUACUCCAACGCCCCUCAACUCAUCUACAUCGUCCAAGGUAGGGGUGUUCUAGGGGCAGUGUUCUCUGGGUGCCCUGAGACUUUCGAAGAGUCUCAGCAGUCUUCUCAGCAGGGGCGCCAGCAGGAACAGGAACAGGAACGACAACAACAACAACAACAGGGCCAACAAGGACGACAACAGGGCCAACAAGAGCAGCAGCAGGAACAAGAAGAGCAGCAGCAAGGCCAACAACAACAAUUCCGACAGCUCGACCGCCACCAGAAGACCCGCCGCAUCCGUGAGGGUGAUGUUGUCGCCAUCCCUGCCGGAGUCGCCUACUGGUCCUACAACGACGGCGACCAGGAGCUUGUUGCAGUCAACCUUUUCCACGUCAGCAGCGAUCACAACCAGCUCGACCAAAACCCAAGGAAAUUCUAUCUAGCUGGUAACCCAGAGAAUGAGUUUAACCAACAAGGCCAAAGCCAACCCCGCCAGCAGCGUCAGCAACCAUUCGGACGUCCCGGACAGCAUCAGCAACCAUUCGGACGUCCCGGACAGCAUCAGCAACCAUUCGGACGUCCCGGACAACAAGAACAACAAGGAAACGGCAACAACGUCUUCUCCGGCUUCAACACACAGCUCCUCGCCCAGGCCCUCAACGUCAACGAUGAGACUGCCAGGAACCUCCAGGGAGAGAACGACAACAGGAACCAAAUCAUCAGGGUAAGGGGCAACCUCGACUUCGUCCAGCCCCCAAGGGGACGACAGGAGCGUGAAUACGAGGAGCGACAACAGGAGCAGCUCCAGCAGGAGAGGCAACAACAAGGAGGACAACCGAUGGUCAACGGUCUUGAGGAGACCUUCUGCAGCUUGAGGUUGAAGGAGAACAUCGGCAACCCUGAGCGUGCCGACAUCUUCUCUCCCCGGGCCGGCCGCAUCAGCACCCUCAACAGCCACAACCUCCCCAUCCUCAGGUCGCUUCGCCUCAGCGCCGAGAGAGGCUUCUUCUACCGCAACGGUAUCUACAGCCCACACUGGAAUGUGAACGCCCACUCAGUGGUGUACGUGAUCAGAGGAAAUGCUAGGGUUCAGGUGGUGAACGAGAACGGAGAUGCAAUUCUUGACCAGGAGGUGCAGCAGGGACAGCUGUUCAUAGUCCCACAGAACCACGGCGUGAUCCAGCAAGCCGGCAACCAAGGGUUCGAGUACUUUGCCUUCAAGACGGAGGACAAUGCGUUCAUUAACACCUUGGCUGGACGGACCUCCUUCCUCCGUGCACUGCCGGAUGAGGUACUGGCCAACGCCUACCAAAUUUCUAAAGAGCAGGCGAGGCAGCUCAAGUACAACCGGCAGGAGACCAUUGCCUUGAGCUCCAGCCAGCAGAGGAGGGCAAUUGAGUAA